AUGGCUUCUUCUUCUUCUUCAUCGCCAUCAACUCAUCAUUACAGCUACGAUGUCUUCCCAAGCUUCUCCAGUAAAGAUGUCGGCAGAACUUUUCUCAGCCACUUUCUUGAAGGGUUGAAAAGCAAAGGAAUUAAAACUUUCCAAAAUAAUGGGAUCAUGAGGAGCGAGUACAUCACCACUGAGCUCGCAAGAGCUAUUGAAGAAUCAAGGAUCUCUGUCGUGAUCCUAUCUAAGAACUACCCUUCUUCGAGCUGGUGUCUGAACGAGUUGCAGCGGAUCAUGAAGUGCAAGGUCUCUUUAGGACAAAUUGUGAUGGCAAUCUUCUACGAUGUGGAUCCAUCUGAUGUGAGAGAGCAGACGGGAGAUUUUGGAAAGGUCUUCGAGGAAACUUGUUAUGGGAAGACAGACGAACAAAAGAAGAAAUGGAGGAAGGCUUUGAGUCAUGUAGCGGUUAUUGCUGGAGAACAUUCUAUUUCAUGGGCUAGUGAGGCUGAGAUGAUCUCCAAAAUCGUCAUGGAUGUUUCUAACGAGUUGCCAUCAACUGAUUUUGAUCAGUUAGUUGGAAUUGAAGCUCAUGUAGCAAAGUUGAAGGCGAUGGUGUGCCUAGAAUCGGACGAGGUGAAGGUUGUGGGGAUAUGGGGUCCUGCGGGUAUUGGUAAAGCCACCAUAGCUAGAGCUUUAUACAAUCAAGUUUCCAGAAACUUCCAACUUAAGUUUUAUAGGGAGCCAUCUUGGAAGCGUGCUUCUAACACUAUGGAAUUUCAAGAGGAGCUUCUAUCUGGAGUGUUAGACCAUAGAGACAUGAAGAUACCUAACAAACAAGAGGCAAUAUUUAGGUUAAUGCACCAGAGAGUCCUUGUCGUGAUUGACUGUGUCAGUUUUGUAGAGCUACAAGCUUUGCAAAAACUAGUUCAACAGUGGUAUCUUAGAUUCGGAAGUAAGGUGAUUGUGACGAAUGCAGAUCUAUAUACAUUUACGGAUAACGGGAUAGAACAGAUAUACAAAGUUACUUAUCCAUCGAGGGAAGAGGCUUUACAGAUCUUCUCAUACGCAGCUUUCGGGCAAAGCGAUCUCCCCCAAGAGGUUACUUGA
Molecule: messenger RNA, 1092 nt
Organism: Brassica rapa (field mustard)
Lineage: Eukaryota; Viridiplantae; Streptophyta; Magnoliopsida; Brassicales; Brassicaceae
Product: probable disease resistance protein RPP1
Biological process (GO): defense response; signal transduction
Molecular function (GO): ADP binding
Source: RefSeq, a predicted model, not a curated record